This is a messenger RNA of Neoarius graeffei (lesser salmon catfish), 1116 nucleotides long. It is a transcript of the gene org, whose product is annotated as oogenesis-related gene. The coding region runs from base 1 to 1116 and encodes 371 amino acids. The transcript has 7 exons. NCBI's taxonomy places the organism in Eukaryota, Metazoa, Chordata, Actinopteri, Siluriformes, Ariidae. The record is from RefSeq and is a predicted model, not a curated record.
AUGACUUCUCAGUGCAGUGUUGAACUUGGCAGCAGUGAAAGCAAAGAGAGUAAAGCUGUGUUGAAGAGAGAAGAUGGGGGGCUUGCAUCAUUCUUCUGUCGAAUUUCACAGUUCUGGCCAGUCCGUCUUGUGGUACAUGGUUUUCAGGCCUUCUGGUGGUUCUUUGGCUUUUCUUCUCCUGGAAGGGCCCCUUCCCCUCCAUCUGAAGAAGACAAAAGUUCUCAUCAGGCACGUCCGUGUCGAUCAGGUCGGAAGCGUCUAGGAAGAACCACACGUUUGCUGCUUUCCAUCCUGCCUCGGCAGCUGCAGAGUGCUCUUGGCUACCCGGUGUGCACAAGCAUCGGCUGCUCUGUCUCCCCAGAGGUGCGCUGUUCUCCCACAAAGCCUUGUGGGAAAGGCAGUAAAAGGAAGCAGGAUGACCUGGAUGAAGAUGAGGAGCUGGAGCAGCAGUCUUGGGUGGAGGCACUGUCCCAGGAGCUGACUGAUGAGGACCAGUCUGCUGAUCCUGACUAUGAACCCAGUACAGUAGAGUCCAAUAGUGAAGAGUACCAGACACACAACAGUACAGAGAGUGAUAUUGAAGUGGAGAAAGGUGGUGUUGUGAUCAAGGAUUUGGAGAUUGUACAGUGGCAGCCUGUCCACACAAGGACCGUGAGGAGGUGUACUCAGGAGGCUGAUGAGGCACUGCAGGACUGCUUUGAGUCAACGGACUGGGAUGUACUCUGUGAGCCACAUGGGGAGGAUAUCAGUGACAUGACAGACUGCAUCACAGAAUACAUCAGAUUCUGUGACUACACCAUCAUGCCAACCCAGACUGUACACUGCUUCCCUAACAACAAGCCAUGGAUCACUAGUGACCUGAAAGCACUUCUAAAUAGGUGUUCAGGUCUGGAGACAGAGAAGAACUGUUCUGAACAGGUUCUGGAGAUACUGGUCUUGACCCACCUGAGGCCGCAGGUGAAGGUGCUGCUGGACCCUCUACAGUUUGCCUAUCAGCCCCAUUUGCUUCGCUGUCGUAGGGACCAAUACAGGAAAUCUUUCCUGCCCCAAGCCAUCAUACUGUACAAUAACUCACCUCUGUCUGACAGAGAGAACUCUGACCUCUCUACUGUAUAG